Messenger RNA from Sardina pilchardus (European sardine), 1724 nucleotides. It is a transcript of the gene sdhb, whose product is annotated as succinate dehydrogenase complex, subunit B, iron sulfur (Ip). Gene Ontology annotation, molecular function: 2 iron, 2 sulfur cluster binding; electron transfer activity. The transcript is spliced from 8 exons. Gene Ontology annotation, cellular component: mitochondrial membrane. Bases 68 to 916 code for a protein of 282 amino acids. Lineage: Eukaryota; Metazoa; Chordata; Actinopteri; Clupeiformes; Clupeidae. Gene Ontology annotation, biological process: respiratory electron transport chain; aerobic respiration; tricarboxylic acid cycle. The record is from RefSeq and is a predicted model, not a curated record.
GAUUGUGGGAUCUCAGCAGAGUCGGGCACUGAAGUCCACGGUAAGGUCAGCCUCCCUACAGCCCAAGAUGUCGGUCGUGUGUUUCUCCUUGAAUCGUUGCGGUGGCAUGGCACUUCGCUCCUCCGCCGGAGUCGUGGCGAUGCGCUAUGCGCAGACAGCUGCUGCCCCCGCAGCCCAACCCAGGAUCAAGAAGUUCCAGGUGUACCGCUGGGACCCUGAUACGGCCGGAGACAAGCCCCGCAUGCAGACCUAUGAGAUUGACCUGAACCAAUGUGGCCCCAUGGUGCUGGACGCCCUGAUCAAGAUCAAGAACGAGAUGGACCCCACGCUGACCUUCAGACGGUCCUGCAGAGAGGGUAUCUGUGGAUCAUGUGCGAUGAACAUCAACGGAGGCAACACUCUAGCCUGUCUAAACAAGAUCGACACAAACACCAGCAAAGUCUCCAAGAUCUACCCCCUGCCUCAUAUGUAUGUUGUCAAAGACUUGGUUCCUGAUAUGAGCAACUUCUACGCCCAGUACAAGUCCAUCGAGCCCUACCUGAAGAAGAAGGACGAGUCUCGGGAAGGCAAGGAGCAGUAUCUGCAGACAGUAGAGGAUCGUCAGAAACUGGAUGGGCUCUAUGAGUGUAUCCUGUGCGCAUGCUGCAGCACCAGCUGUCCCAGCUACUGGUGGAAUGGAGACAAAUACCUGGGACCCGCUGUUCUUAUGCAGGCGUACCGCUGGAUGAUCGACUCUCGGGAUGAGUUCACAGAGGAGCGUCUGGCUAAGCUGCAGGACCCAUUCUCUUUGUACCGCUGUCACACCAUCAUGAACUGCACUAAGACCUGCCCCAAGGGGCUGAAUCCAGGGAAAGCCAUCGCAGAGAUCAAGAAAAUGAUGGCCACAUACAAGGAGAAGAAGUCAGCCACUGCAUGAAGACUUUCUUUGCCACACCUGUACCCUCACAACCGUCCCCUCCCGUAAUGUACAGUACAGUAAUCACAAACCUCGGAGAGACCCUUACAGACCGCUCACUACACAGCCCUCUCAGAGUUACACUCCAACGCAAGUGACCCUAGAGCUAAGAGGAAUCAGAGCUUUUUACGCACAAGGAUGGCUCUUUGUGUGUGUGUGUGUGUGUGUGUGUGUGUGUGUGUGUGUGUGUGUGUGUGUGUGUGUGUGUGUGUGUGUGUGUGUGUGUGUGUGUGUGUGUGUGUGUGUGUGUGUGUGUGUGUGUGUGUGUGUGUGUGUGUGUGAGUGAGUGUGAGAGAGAGAAAGUAAGUGUGUGGGUGAAUGUGUAUGUGUGAGCGAGAGAGAGAGCAAACACAGGAAAGAGUGAAGAAAAUGUGUGUGAGUGCCUAAUAAAAAAAGAUGACAGGCUGAAGUAGUAUUCUGCAUUCCUAGUUUGUAUAGCCUGUUGUAGAUCUGGAAUGUGUGUGUGCAUGAGUCUGUUCAGAGUGAGAUGGUUAACCAUAUACAGAUUCCACCAGAUUUCAUGUUCUUCCACCUAAACAGCAGACUGGCUUUAUGUGUAAUUGAUAGUAACCUUGCACAUCUCUGGAGCUAUUUCAGCUGCUUAUACAGAGAUUAUAUAUCUGAUGUUGUAAUUAUAUUUUUGUUAAUGAUCAGAAGUAAUUUAUGACCAUAAAUACACAGGGUGUUGAACGGCGGACAAUAGUUUUGAUCAAUCUUCAUAUCCAAUACUCCAUAUUUUCAGUAAAUAAAGUUCAUAUUUAUCAAAGUA